Fusarium musae is the source of this 2772-nucleotide messenger RNA. RefSeq lists its product as uncharacterized. Gene Ontology annotation, molecular function: protein binding. The coding region runs from base 1 to 2772 and encodes 923 amino acids. The record is from RefSeq and is a predicted model, not a curated record. The transcript is spliced from 7 exons. Lineage: Eukaryota; Fungi; Ascomycota; Sordariomycetes; Hypocreales; Nectriaceae.
AUGGAUCCAUUAUCUAUCGCGUCAGGCGCCGCCGGUCUCGCUAUCAGUUGUGCCACAAUAGGCAAGACGCUAUACACCUGGAUAGAAGAUACUGUCGAGGUCGACGAGAAUGUCUCCAACUUGUUGGAGGAGGUCUCGAUUCUGUCGCGAGUCCUAGACUCCGUCAGCAACGCCUCAGGCCGGGUCCCGCAAGCUGUUGUAGCCGAGAUCGAUCCUGGUAAUGCCCUCUGGGGUAGUAUUAGUGCCACCCUUGAUGAUAUCAAGAACACGUUCAACAAGCUCAACCAGCUAAUGGCUGAGCUUGAGAAAACAAACCGCUUUAGCCGAGGGAUCUUGCGCAAGCCAACCAAGCAAAUCAAGUUUAGCCUGCGGUCUAAAGAUAUCACUAUUUAUAAGGCCAGAAUCAAGUCAUACAACACUGCAAUGACUAGUGCUUUUCAGAUGAUCAAUGUAUGCCUCCUAAUCCACAGUAAUUCCUCUCAAGAGUCGGUGUUCAAGGCCCUCUCCGGAAUUAAGUCCCAGCUGAGUGGACGCGAAGAGGACAAUCGGGCCACCCAAAACCUGCGACAGUUUGUUCAGGUAGCAGAGAACUUCCAUUCAAGCGCCAGUACUAUUUUGAGAGAGGGCCCUAGGUCCACUGUCUGGGGAGGAAGUAUCUUGGGCGAUCCUUUGACAGAAGCACAAACAUCAAUGAUCGAGAGAUGGAUACCUCCGCCCGUUAACGAAGAGCCACGUUCUCCUGUCGACACCGACUCGGACAGCGAGACUGAGUUUGCUAGAAGGAUUGAAGAACUAGCGAUCAAGAAUGAGGCGGAUGGUGAUCACGCAAAAGCAGAACAGUUCUACAGGGGUGCCAUCGAGCAUGGCGAAUCGAGUUCGAGACCUGUAAACGACAUGACUACUAUGAAGAUACGACUAGCAUAUGCAUGCAUGCGGCAGGAAAAGUGGACAGAAGCAGACGAGAUAAUAUCUCCAAUCGCGUUUGAGAGAAAGACAAAUGAUGUACUCGUGUAUCAUGGCAUGCACGCCUUGGCCCUUGCUUAUCUUGAUGACUCCAGGCUUGAGGAAGCCGAAAAGUUUUGCAAGCGUGCUCUUUGGGGUAAGAGAAAAGUUCUCGGCAAGGAUCAUUGGAGAUGCUGGGAGACCCUGAGUUUGCUUGUGCGCAUCUGCGUGGCGAGAAAGAAGACAAUGGAAGCAGAGGUCCAUCAAAGCUUUAUCCCGAACGACGCGACUAUUGUGACUGAUCAAGGAGCCUUGGCCUAUCUGGAUCGUUCAGUUUGGAGCUUGAACAGACCAAGUAACGAUAAUGACGCGGUCUCACAAAGUCGCCAGCCAUUGGAUUCUCAGCAAGAGUAUCCUCAGAGCCAAGCAUACACUAUGCCAGCUUCUGACCCAGUCCCCUCUGCAGGUAGAUUUCAGUACCCCAAAACCUUCGGUCCUCAGUACACAAGUCCACCAGCACCGAGUAGCUAUCAAGGAGCAUAUCCGCAGCCCACGCGAGGUGCCAACAGUUACGAAAAACAAGGUUAUCGAUCCCCUCCACCACUGGCGCCCUAUAACAUGGCUUCUGUGCCCACGCCCGAGCCACGAUGUCAGAUUUUUGUGUCAAUCAACUUCAUGAACAUGGACGGUGCCACUAGUGUUGCAUACGUAGUCCAUGAUCUUAAGAACCCGAUAUCAGAGCUGCUCAGAGAGUGGCCUGUUGGCUGGGGCCAUGACAUUGCUAACGCCAUUGGGCCGACUGGACUUCCGAAGCCGGGCGUCCAUAAGGUUGAAGGUCUUCCUCUGCUGUUGGCCCAAGAGACAGAAGAGUCAAUUCCGCGGCCCGGCGUUCCUCCUGGCCUCAACGCUGUAGAUGUCUCGGCCGAUUUCCUCUAUGAGGUCAGGCGUGCCAUUGUUACCCAAUUAGAGCAACGUCUAGGAAGUAAAUUCUCGGAUAACGAGAAGAGGAUCCUUUGGAUUCUCACCUUGACAGAGAUCUGGGCCACUAAGGACAAAACGUUAUGGAAACGUGUUCUCCAGAGAGCGGGAUAUCUGAGAGAUGAACGUAAUGCACGCUUGCCUGUCACCGGCGAAGCAGAAGCAUCAAUUCACGAUGCGAUAACCAGAUAUUCCCUUAUCCAAGAAACGCAGAAUCCAUUUAUCUUCGCUUACUUUGGGAAAAUGCUAGUAGACAUGUCUUUCUGUGUGCCUCUGAAAACAUCGCCAAAUUUUGCUUCUCGGCUUAUGUCGAGUAAGAAUCUGGGGCCUGCUCUAAUAGCACAAAACUUUGCCGAAAUAGUGCGGACUAGAGUCAGCCGUAUGCGACUUCCAAAUAGCUCCAGAACAGCCAACAAAGUGUAUACAAAGUGUGUCAGUGAUUUCGAGGAACGCAUCAUGCCAGAUUUCAGAAACAGCGGACAAGAGUGGGAUAUCGACGUUGCACUUGAAACAGAAUUCCCCGAAGCAGGGAUCAAGGGCGGUUAUAUGACUUACACAAAUGGCGAGAUCUUGUCUUGUUUCCAGCCCGUCAUGGAUGACAUUACGGCCAUGAUGACUUCUGUAAUAGGUGACAUUCUUGUAAAAUAUAACAGUCCUAUUAAGGGGAUCAUACUUGGAGGAGAAUUCUGUACAUCGGAAUACUUGCUAAGGGAGAUCAAGUUAAAACUACCUGAGAACCUCCGAAACAAGGUCUAUCCGCCUAUGGAGCCUGCAACGCAAGUUGCGACAGGUUCAGUCCAUUUGGCAUUGUCUCGCUAUUUGGCUGGAGAUCAUCGAUAUGUUCAAUCAUGA